UAGCUCACAUGGGUGGUAGGCCUAGAAAACAGAGAAUGGUGGGGUAUUUUUGCAGAGGGAAAGACAGCCAGUAACACAAUGGAAGAAAACCUCAGUAAUGGGCUGCCAUUAGCUGUUACACAUCUACUCCAACACACUCUGAGAAGCUUGUGUUCUCAUGAGACUUCACAGUGGGUCUAUGCGAUCUUUUGGAGGAUCCUUCCUAGAAACUACCCGCCACCCAAGUGGGAUCUUCAAAGAGGACCCUAUGACAGGUGUAGAGGAAACAGAAGAAAUUGGAUACUUGUUUGGGAAGAUGGCUUCUGCAAUUUUGCUGCAUCAUGCGUCACUGCAACAGGAUCUUUCAGUUGCAUGGACUCCACAUGCUACGCCAGUCCAGAAAUUCAGCAACCCAAAGGCCUAAAACCGGAGUUGUUCUUCAAGAUGUCACACGAAAUAUACAACUAUGGGGAAGGUUUGAUUGGGAAGGCCGCUGCAGAUCAUAGUCAUAAAUGGAUUUUCAAAGAGCCUGAUGAACGUGAAGACAAUUGCUUGCCCGCAUGGCAGAAUACAGUGGAUUCAUAUCCAAGGACGUGGGAAGCGCAGUUUCGGUCUGGAAUACAGACAAUUGCAUUAAUUGCAGUUAGCGAAGGAGUCCUUCAACUUGGAUCAGUUAACAAGAUUAACGAGGACAUCAACUAUAUAUUUUUACUAAGGAAGAAGUUUAGCUAUAUCGAGAGCAUCCCUGGAGUCCUCUUACCACAUCCCUCAUCCCCUGCCUUCCCUAUGAAUGGAGAAGAUUGUGCUCUCAUGCCACACAACAGCUGGUCCAUCCAGGCAAACCACAUGAUGCCUAGAGAUGGAGAAUAUGCAGGCUACUUCACUCUUGGGCCUCAGCUCCUUGGGCAGGAGUUCAAGAUAACACCUUCCAUGACAAGCCUUGAAGCGCUACUGUCCAAGUUGCCCUCAGUUGGACCAGUUUCUUCUGAAACAGCUGCAUGUUAUGGAAUCUCCCCACAAUAUGCUUCACCUUUCACAAUGGGUAAGGCAAAGAUGGAAGAAGAUGAUGAAUUUGAGCAACUGGCUGGACUUCAUCUGGGGGGAGAAAGUAGCGGUUCUAUGUGCUCACAUCACCAAUACUGACUUCCAUCAUGUCAUAAAAAUUUGUGUUGGCUUUCUAAGAAGCUUCCUAAGAAAAUUAUUAUCUGUUGUUAAGCCCCUCUGGUUGGGUUCAUUAAUUUUCAAAAACGCCGGCUCAUCUGACAGCCUUGCAUGCGAGAGAGAGAGAGAGGAGGAGGAACAGGAGCAGGAGGAGGGAGUUGGGCUUCCAGAUUAUGGACUCUAAGCUAAAAGCUGCUUCUUCAAAUGUUUGAGAGUUACAUUUCUAAA
Molecule: messenger RNA, 1368 nt
Organism: Nymphaea colorata (pocket water lily)
Lineage: Eukaryota; Viridiplantae; Streptophyta; Magnoliopsida; Nymphaeales; Nymphaeaceae
Product: protein RICE SALT SENSITIVE 3-like
Exons: 7
Coding region: 79-1122 (347 amino acids)
Source: RefSeq, a predicted model, not a curated record